AAUGUCAAACUUUCAUGUUUAGAUAUGAAAAUUCCAACCAAAGGAUUCCAUUUUGUGUCGUUUUGUCAUUCAAACUGAAGAGGCUCAACAAUGACAGAUAAAAUCUCAUAUUAUUUUUCUUGUUAACGACAAACUCUCUUCAUUCUGCUUUCAGCGCCUUAAUCUUCAGGUUCAACUGUUCUCUCCGUUUUGUUUACUUCACUGAUUGAGAAAUCUUGUAAAAACUGGCCUCAUUUUUACUUUAUUGAAUCAUGUGUGAGGGUGAGAUGUUGGAGAGUGGUUCCGUGGAAGGAGAUGACGAGUAUUCUUCUUCUUCAAUCAGUCAGGUUGAUCCUGGGAUACCUGCAUCAUUAACAUGGAAGCGGAAGCUAAACAAUGAGGGAAAGGUCCCUUCUCCAUUCACUCUAACUUUGAAGGAGAAAAUUCAUAUGGCUCCAAUAGGUAUACGUCUGUGGCGUCAUAUUCAAGAAGAAUCUGCCAGAGGAAGAGGGGUUCUUAUGAAUCCAUUCACUAAGCGAGAUGUAACAUCAUGUCAUGGUGUUCCCCUAGGUGGUAUUGGUGCAGGAAGCAUUGGCAGAAGCUACAAAGGUGAAUUUCAGCGUUUUCAAUUAUUUCCCAGAAUAUGUGAAGACAAAUCUGUUUUGGCAAAUCAAUUUUCUGUUUUCAUUUCUCGUUCAAAUGGUGAAAAAUACUCUACUGUACUGUGCCCAAGGAGUGCAGAUGUGCUUAAAGAAAACGAAGUGUCCGGGAUUGGAUCUUGGGACUGGAAUCUUAAUGGGCAUAGCUCUACAUAUCAUGCCUUGUACCCAAGGGCUUGGACUGUUUAUGAGGGGGAACCAGAUCCAGCACUUAGAAUUGUAUGUCGUCAGAUUUCACCUAUUAUUCCACAUAAUUACAAAGAGAGCAGCUUUCCUGUUUCUGUUUUUACAUUUUCGCUAUAUAAUUCUGGAAAUACAGCUGCAGAUGUCACGUUGGUUUUUACAUGGGCUAAUUCUGUUGGAGGGCUUUCUGAAUAUUCUGGCCAUCAUUCCAAUUUGAAAAUAUCGAUGAAGGAAGAUGUGCAUGGAGUACUCUUAAAUCACAAGACGGCAAAUGGACAAUCACCAGUGACUUUUGCGAUUGUAGCAGAGCAGACAGAAGGUAUUCAUAUAUCAGAAUGCCCUCGCUUUGUGAUAUCUGGUGACUCAAAGGGUAUUACAGCAAAAGAAAUGUGGGGUGAGAUAAAAGAGCAUGGGUCUUUUGAUCGCUUAAGUUGUGCCAACAUAUCAGAACCUUCAGAAGUAGGCUCAUCUAUUGGGGCAGCCAUUGCUGCUUCUGUGACAAUUGCUUCAAAUGCAGUAAGUACUGUUACGUUUUCAUUGGCAUGGGAUUGCCCUGAAAUAAGAUUUUUGAGUGGAAAGAAUUACUACAGGCGAUACACUAAAUUCUAUGACACUCAUGGGGAUGCUGCUGCAAAAAUUGCUUGUGACGCUAUUCGCGAAUAUCGCAAUUGGGAGUCUCAGAUUGAAGCAUGGCAAAGACCCAUUCUUGAAGACAAGAGGCUUCCGGAAUGGUACCCAGUAACUCUUUUCAAUGAGCUGUAUUAUCUUAAUUCAGGGGGAACAGUUUGGACUGACGGAUCUUCACCACUGAGUUUAUUAACCAUUGGGGGAAGGAAGUUUUCCCUUGAUAGAUCUUCACUGGGACUGAUGAGUGAUAUUGAUGCAUAUGAUCAAACUGAUACAGCAGUUGACAUUCUGCAAAGAAUGACUUCAGUACUUGAACAAAUACACACCCCAUUGGCUUCCAAAUCUGCAAUGGGAACAGUUUUGCUUGAAAAGAGAGAUGAAAACAUUGGUCAAUUCCUCUAUCUUGAAGGAGUUGAGUAUCACAUGUGGAACACCUAUGAUGUCCAUUUCUAUGCAUCUUUUGCACUUGUCAUGCUCUUUCCAAAACUUGAACUUAGUAUCCAGAGAGACUUUGCUGCUGCAGUGAUGAUGCAUGACCCAAGCAAGAUAAAACUUCUACAUGAUGGACAAAGUGUUCCCAGAAAAGUUCUUGGAGCUGUUCCUCAUGAUAUUGGAAUUGAUGAUCCAUGGUUUGAAGUAAAUGCAUAUAACUUAUACGAUACGGAUAGGUGGAAGGACUUGAAUCCUAAAUUUGUUCUCCAAAUUUAUAGAGAUGUUGUUGCCACCGGUGAUAAGAAGUUUGCAAAAGCGGUUUGGCCUUCUGUUUAUGUUGCGAUGGCAUAUAUGGACCAAUUUGAUAAGGAUGGCGAUGGGAUGAUUGAGAAUGAAGGUUUUCCUGAUCAGACUUAUGAUACCUGGUCUGUCUCUGGUGUGAGUGCAUAUAGUGGCGGACUGUGGGUGGCAGCAUUGCAGGCUGCGUCUGCCAUGGCACAUGAAGUAGGUGACAAGGGUUCUGAGGAAUAUUUUUGGCACAAAUUUCAGAAAGCAAAAGUUGUGUAUCAGAAUUUAUGGAAUGGUUCUUACUUUAAUUAUGACAACAGUGGUCAAAGUUCGAGUUCAUCUAUUCAAGCUGAUCAAUUGGCUGGACAAUGGUAUGCAAGAGCAUGUGGACUUUCACCUAUUGUUGACCACAACAAGGCAAGAACUGCGCUGGAGAAAGUUUAUAACUACAAUGUCUUAAAGGUGAAGGAUGGGAGACGAGGGGCGGUUAAUGGUAUGUUACCUGAUGGAAAGGUGGACAUAACGACAAUGCAGUCGAGAGAAAUAUGGGCUGGAGUCACAUAUGCUGUUGCUGCAACAAUGAUCCAUGAAGAUAUGAUUGAAAUUGGAUUUAAGACUGCACAUGGAAACUAUGAAGCUGCAUGGUCUGCUGAAGGACUAGGUUAUUCUUUUCAAACCCCAGAGGCUUGGAACACCGAUGACGAAUAUAGGUCUCUGGCCUACAUGCGUCCUUUGGCAAUAUGGGCAAUGCAGUGGGCCAUGACCAGACCAAAGCUUUCUGAGCAGCCAGAGACGAAACCAGAAAUUGAUGAGGUAUCAUUGAUGAAACACCACGUAGGGUUCUCAAGAGUUGCUAGGCUUCUCAAGUUGCCGGAUGAAGGACCACCCAAAAGUUUUCUGCAACUUGUUUUAGACUAUACGUGCAAGAGGGUAUGGAUGUGAGUGAACUAUCUUAUUGACAUAAUAAUUUAUUAAAGAAUGUAUUGGGGGUAUGUAUCAUUCCUAAAUAAAAUUCUAUUAAUGUUUGAGCUGUA
Messenger RNA from Humulus lupulus (European hop), 3202 nucleotides. RefSeq lists its product as uncharacterized. Gene Ontology annotation, biological process: glucosylceramide catabolic process; carbohydrate metabolic process. NCBI's taxonomy places the organism in Eukaryota, Viridiplantae, Streptophyta, Magnoliopsida, Rosales, Cannabaceae. The record is from RefSeq and is a predicted model, not a curated record. Gene Ontology annotation, molecular function: beta-glucosidase activity; glucosylceramidase activity. Gene Ontology annotation, cellular component: membrane. Bases 252 to 3110 code for a protein of 952 amino acids. The transcript has 20 exons.